Messenger RNA from Emericellopsis cladophorae, 1383 nucleotides. RefSeq lists its product as uncharacterized. NCBI's taxonomy places the organism in Eukaryota, Fungi, Ascomycota, Sordariomycetes, Hypocreales, Bionectriaceae. The transcript has a single exon. Bases 1 to 1383 code for a protein of 460 amino acids. The record is from RefSeq and is a predicted model, not a curated record. Gene Ontology annotation, molecular function: GTPase activator activity. Gene Ontology annotation, biological process: positive regulation of GTPase activity; positive regulation of TORC1 signaling. Gene Ontology annotation, cellular component: cytosol.
AUGGCAAGGGAUCUUGAGCUGAUACCAAGGACUUUCCAGCUCGCCAUCGCCCACUACUGCGACAGUCAUGGUCCCACCCCCUUGAUGGUCACCGAGGCCAUCCCGACAAACUGCAACACAUGCUACGAUUACUCAUCCUCCCCCGACAGCCAGCAAGGCUCACCGACACCUGGCAUGCGCGAUGUCAACGACAGACUGCGACACAUGACCAUCCGAUCCUCCACCAUCCCCACCUCGGAACCGCGCACCUCCACAAACGGGCAGCGUCAGUCUUCCAUCCUCAAGACACCUCCGGGCAGUCCGCAUGGACCACCGCAGCCACGUCGGGACUCAAGCUUCCGCCGGACGUACGACGACACCGUCACCAAGAAACAGGGCCCAUGCGAGAACUGUGCCAUGACUAUUCCGCGGCAGUCAGCCAGCAAUGGCCCAGAAAUCCUUCGCACGCGCGUGCCAGCAGCCCGUGUGUUUGGACCGGCAGGACAGGCCUCCCCGCCAAUCUCGCAGACAUCUAGCGAUACGGAAGGCGAGGCAGAGGCGACUGGCUCACGCAGACCACAGCACAGUAGGAGAGGGCCGCCGCCACCACCCGUGCCAAGCUCGCGCUCGAGUAUUUCCUCCGAGUCAGCGCCGUCACACACCCACUACGUGGACUACACGUCAACCCACGAGCCUACGGUGGCAACAUCAUUCUCUCUCCUGCGGGCAUGUUGCCUGCGAGCCUUGUCAUUCGAGACCUUGCCCCGAGCCCCGAACACAUCCAGUGCCGCAGCUUCGUAUGCGAAUCCGAGCAGCAUACCACCUUCUCCAAGCUCCGCGACUGCCUCGUUUGUGACAACGCACUCCAACGGCGCGGCUGUCUCUGGUGGCUCCAUCUUCUUUGGAGAUGCCCUGGCAGGCUACACCACAGCCUACAUCUUCCGGAUCCCCGAUGUCCAUGCACGAGGGCACAAGCGCAUAUACGCCUUUCUCGCCUUAAGCACAUAUCGUGAGACCAAGGCCGUCAAGACCUUUGCCAAGGUCUCUAGCGCCUUCCACGAACUCGCCAUCUGGAUCCAAAAGCUGGCCGAGGCGGAAGCUGAACGCGCAGCCGAGGCAUCCCCGACGGGCUCCAAUGCUCACACCUCGUCCGGUGGCUUUUCGCAGCCGUCCCCGGUCUCGGCUAUGGACUCUAUGGGCCCACGAUCCUCUGGCUUGUCGGGCGGCAGCAGCUUCCUCACAGGAGGCAGUGGCUUCACGAGGCGCACGGGCGGCGGAGGCGGUGCGUCUGCGCCCAAGGCACGAGGGUUACCAGACCUCGUCGGCCAGCCGGAUUUUUUCGUCGCCCUGCAUGCCAAAUUCGUCAACAUCUUCUUUGAGAUUGGUGUGAGCCUCAGUGGUUGA